AACUUGUUUUCAGGAACCACAGUAUCAUAUCCACCCCCCAUUGGUGAUUUUGGAAUUAGCCAGGAGCAACUUUCUGAAAUCACGAGGGAUCACAAUCAUAAUGCCUUGGUGGAAAUCGGUGGGGUAAAAGGGGUUGCAGAUGCAUUAAAAACAAAUUUAGAGAAGGGAAUUCAUGGAGACCAUGCUGAUUUACUGAAACGGAAGAGUGCAUUUGGAUCAAAUACAUAUCCUCAGAAAAAAGGGAAGAGUUUAUGGAUUUUUCUUGGGGAAGCUUGUCAAGAUCUUACUUUGAUCAUGUUGAUGAUAGCUGCGGUGGUUUCUAUUGGGCUGGGCAUGAAGACAGAUGGUAUUAAGAAAGGAUGGUAUGAUGGAGCCAGCAUUGCUUUUGCAGUUAUUGUUGGCGUUGUUGUGACAGCCAUAAAUGAUUACAGACAAUAUCUUCAAUUCAGAAUUUUAAUCGACGAGAAGAGAAAUAUUCAUGUAGAGGUUAUCAGAGAUGGCAGAAGACCUAAAGUGUCAAUAUUCGAUGUUGUUGUUGGUGAUGUUGUACCCCUUAAAAUUGGUGAUCAGAUACCUGCUGAUGGAAUUUUGAUACCUGGCUGCUCCCUUGAUAUUGAUGAAUCUAGCAUGACCGGAGAAAGCAAGAUUGUUCAUAAAAAUUCUAGGGAGCCAUUUUUAAUGUCUGGAUGCAAAGUUGUGGAUGGUAGCGGCACUAUGCUUGUAUCAAGUGUUGGGGUUAAUACUAAAUGGGGGUUGCUCAUGGCUAGUACUUCAGAAGACACUGGUGAAGAAACACCCUUGCAGGUGUACUUAAAUGGGGUUGCAACUUUCAUUGGCUCCGUGGGACUUGCAUUAGCUGCUGCUGUCUUAGUUGUCCUUUCAGUUAGAUUCUUUACUGGGCAUACUAAAAAUCUAGACGGAAGAGUUCAGUUUAGAGAGGGCAAUACUAGUGCUGCUGAUGCAAUAAAUGGAGCCACUAAAAUUCUUGCUGUUUCAGUAGCCACCGCUGUAGUUGCAGUGCCUGAGGGGCUUCCUUUAGCUGUUACCCUAAUUCUUUCCUUCUUGGUGAAAAAAUUGUUGGCAGAGAAUGCCUUGGUGCGCAGGCUUUCUGCCUGUGAAACUAUGGGCUCCAUGACAACUAUUUGCACUGAUAAGACUGGAACUUUGACCUCAAAUUCGAUGACUGUUAUGGAAGUAUAUGUUGCUGGACAAAAAAUUGAUCCUCCAGACAGCAAGUCGCUGUUGUCUCCUAUGUUGUCUUCUUUAGUCAUCGAAGGCAUUGCACGGAACACAACCGCCAGUGUUUUUAUUCCCGAGGGUGAAGGAGAUCCAGUUAUUUCCGGAUCACCAACAGAAAAGGCCAUUGUUGAGUGGGGAUUCAAGCUGGGGAUGGAUUUUGAUGCCGUCCGAUCUGAAUCUUCAGUUAUUAGUGUAUUCCUAUUCAACUCUGAGAAGAAAAAAGGCGGUGUGGCACUGCAACUGCCUGAUUCUCAAGUGCAUAUACAUUGGAAGGGGGCUGCUGAAAUCAUCUUAGCUUCAUGUGUGGGUUACUGUGACGCAAAUGGUAACCUAGUACAGAUGGAUAAAGACAAGGAGUUACUUUUUAAGAAUGUUAUUGAAGAUAUGGCAGCCAAUAGUUUGCGUUGUAUUGCACUUGCUUAUAAAACAUAUGACAUGGACAAACUUCCGGUUGAUGAACAGGAGCUAGCUCAAUGGCCAUUGCCUGAAGAUGAUCUUGUUUUGCUUGCUCUUAUUGGCUUAAAGAAUCCAUGUCACCCAGGUGUCGGAGAUGCAGUUCGCACAUGCCAAAAUGCUGGUAUCAAGGUUCGCAUGGUAACUGGUGACAAUCCUCAAACUGCUAAAGCAAUUGCUUUGGAAUGUGGGAUACUGAGUUCAGAAGAAGAUGCUGUGGAGCCUAAUGUUAUUGAAGGAAGAGUGUUUCGUGAAUAUUCAGAUUCAGAAAGAGAAGACAUCGCAGAGAAGAUCUCAGUGAUGGGGAGGUCUUCUCCGAAUGACAAGCUUUUGCUUGUGCAAGCAUUGAUAAGGAGGGGACAUGUUGUUGCUGUAACUGGAGAUGGAACAAAUGAUGCUCCUGCAUUACAUGAGGCAGAUAUUGGUCUUUCAAUGGGUAGUCAAGGUACACAAGUUACCAAAGAGGCCUCAGAUAUUGUUCUCUUGGAUGACAACUUCUCUUCAAUCCCAAAGGUUGUCCUAUGGGGAAGAUCGAUAUAUGUGAAUAUUAAAAAAUUUAAGCAGUUUCAGCUUACAAUUAUUGUUGCAUCUGUCAUUAUAAACGCAGUGGGUGCAGCUUCUGGUGGUGUCCAGUUAAACACAGUGCAGCUUCUCUGGGUUAAUCUUGUCAUGGAUACUCUUGGAGCAUGGGCAUUAGUUACUGAGCCACCCACAGAUAACCUGAUGCGUAUGCCCCCAGUAGGUCGCAGAGAACCUCUAAUAACAAACAUCUUGUGGAGGAACCUGCUGUUUCAGGUAGCAUAUCAAGUGACUGUGUUGCUUGUUCUUAAUUUUCGAGGAAAGAGUUUACUAGGUUUGGAACAUGAAAUCCCUCAGCAUGCAAACAAAGUGAAGAAUACCUUGAUAUUCAAUGCAUUCGUGCUCUGUCAAAUCUUCAAUGAGGUCAAUUCCCGGAAGCCUGAUGAACUAAAUAUUUUCAAAGGAAUUUUAAAGAGCCAUCUGUUCAUUGGUAUAAAUGCAGUGACACUCCUACUUCAGGUCAUCAUCAUCGAGUUCGGUGGGAAGUUUACUUCCACAGUCAGGCUUAACUGGAAAAUGUGGCUGAUUUCAGUAGCUAUCGCAUUUAUGAGCUGGCCUCUUGCCUUCAUCGGGAAAUUCAUACCUGUCCCUAAAUCUCCCCUGCAUAAGUUCUUUACAAGGAGGUUCCAUCGAGGUCGACGUGCUCAUGGUUAAUCAAUGAAGGUCAUGAGGAUUUGCAGCGCUAACGUAUGCCAUCUAAUACAAGAUUUGUUGGAUUUCUGUCAGCAUUUUUUCUCCAUUUUGGUUUAUAGGAUGACACAUUACAAGGUUACGGCCCUUACGGGCAUACUCUUCCUGAAGGAAAAUUUCAAGCAGCAACACUUUUCUCACGCAGCUUUAUAACCAGGAUGAAGUGGAGAGAAAUUAAUCAUAAGAACUAAAAAUUUUAAUUUAGGAAAUUAAUGUUUGUUUUAAGUGUAAGAAAUUAAAACUUUGCUGAAGUAUUUACUUUCAUUUUUCAAUUAUGGUACAAAACCACAUGAACUUGAAACAAAAUCACAAUUAUUUUCUUAAAUGAGAAAUAUAAUUGUUGAAUAAAAUUACUUAGAUUAUAAUCAGA
Molecule: messenger RNA, 3331 nt
Organism: Populus trichocarpa (black cottonwood)
Lineage: Eukaryota; Viridiplantae; Streptophyta; Magnoliopsida; Malpighiales; Salicaceae
Product: calcium-transporting ATPase 8, plasma membrane-type
Exons: 31
Biological process (GO): calcium ion transmembrane transport
Cellular component (GO): intracellular membrane-bounded organelle; membrane
Molecular function (GO): ATP binding; ATP hydrolysis activity; P-type calcium transporter activity
Source: RefSeq, a predicted model, not a curated record